GACGCGCAGAAAUUUUAAACUAUCGUCCUUCUCAGUAAUGGCGGCUUCGUUUCGUUCUCUCCCUGUAAGCUGUAAUAACAAAUGGUAUUAUACACGACAACAGAUCGACAACAGCCCUUCUCGGCGAGCUGGACUCGAUCCAGACAAGGAACUGUCCUAUAGACAACAGGCGGCGAACCUGCUGCAGGACAUGGGACAGCGGCUCAAUGUGUCUCAACUUACUAUUAAUACAGCCAUCGUGUACAUGCAUCGAUUCUACAUGGUCCAGUCGUUCACUAGGUUUCACAGAAAUGUUAUCUCUCCUGCCGCUCUCUUCCUCGCUGCUAAGGUUGAGGAGCAGCCCCGGAAGCUGGAACAUGUUAUCAAAGUAGCCCACGCUUGCCUCAAUCCUCAGGAUCCUUCUCCAGAUGUGCGAAGUGACGCCUACCUGCAACAAGCCCAAGACCUGGUCAUUCUUGAGAGCAUAAUACUCCAGACCUUGGCAUUUGAAAUCACCAUUGACCAUCCACACACUCAUGUUGUCAAGUGCACUCAGCUUGUUAGAGGUCUCGUUCCAGCGAGUAAGGACCUGGCCCAAACCUCAUACUUUAUGGCCACCAACAGUCUACAUCUGACCACGUUCUGCCUGCAGUACAGUCCGCCUGUGGUGGCCUGUGUGUGCAUCCAUCUAGCUUGCAAAUGGUCCAACUGGGAGAUCCCAGUGUCUACAGAUGGAAAGCAUUGGUGGGAAUAUGUUGAUCCUACUGUCACACUGGAACUGCUGGAUGAGCUUACACACGAGUUCCUUCAGAUCCUGGAGAAAACACCCAGCCGACUGAAGCGAAUUCGCAACUGGAAGGCUGCAGGUCAGACACCAAAAGUUAAGCCAAAAGUCCAGGAGGAGGGCGACCAGAGGGAUACCAUGAUGAGCAUGAUCUCUAUGGCUUCUUCAGAGAGCACUGUUGCAGGCCUUAUGAGCCUCUCGGCUCCAGCGUUGUCCCCUUCUUCGUCAGCCAUGGGUGACAAGGAGCGGCCCGGUUCUGGUAGUGCUCCGACUUGGAGUGGAAAAGGUCAGGUAGGAUCGGAACAACAGCAGGCCAACCAUGAGGUCCACACUCCAGCUAAGGUAUCGCUAAGUGAGUAUCGUGCCAAGAAUGCAGAUGUCCUGGCUGCGCAAAAGAGGAAGCUGGAGAACAUGGAGGCCAGUGUGAAGAGGGAGUACGCCAAUGCAGCCCAGGCUCUGAUUGGUCAGCAGCAGAGAAAGGACAAGCAACAGCAACAUCACCAGCAAACCAGCUCAUCCUCAUCCUCUGACAUAUCCAACCCUUCGCCAAUUAUUCUCAAAAUUCCCCUGGAGAAGGAGAGGCAUGAAAGAAGCGCUCUAAAAAUGCGUUUCCCAGUAGUGGGAGGAGGAGGCGGUGGGCACAGUGGCAGUGCUCGAGUUCAGGAUCAGGACAUCAAAGUCAGAAUACGAGUGCCUGAGAAGCAACGGGUGGGCUUAGGAGAGGAGGGCAAGAGCAGGGAUAAGCACAGGGAACGUUCUAAUCACCACCAUCAUCACCACCACCACCACCACCACUAUUCCUCCACGGGUGCUGCCUCGCUUUCCUCUUCUCAUAAACAUUCAACAAGUUCUAACUCCACUGGGAUGUUAGGAAGUAGCAAAAAACUCCCCAGUGACUCCACUAGAACAGGCUCUUCAUCCUCUUCAGCCUCACGUAAGAGGACUCACUCCCACGAUGUUGCAGCAGGCGCUCACCCUGCCUCAAAAGUCAGCAAGUCCACUAGGAAUCCAUUCCACCUACCGUCCCUGUCUUCAUCUUCGCAAAAUCUGGGGCCCAGUCCUGACAUUCUCCCAACUCUGGGCCUUCCCCACCAUCAAGGGAGUUAUUCUCUCUCCAAAAGUGACAAGACAGAAACUAAUGGACAUGGUACCUCAGGUCAGUCAAACGAGUAUCAGGACACUUUUGAAAUGCUGAACUCUCUUCUGAGUGCCCAGGGCGUCCAGCCGUCCCAGCCGUCCAUGUUUGAUUACAGAUCCCAGUAUGGUGACUAUCGUUACACUGGUGGUUCCAGGGGCAACAACCCCAGGCCGCCACCCCUGCCUUCAGAUCCGCCUCCACCACUACCACCAUUACCCAAAUGAGUUUCUGUAGAUGUUUUGUACAGUAAUGCUUGAGCACCCCAUUCUGUUGCUUAUAGUAUUGUAUAAUUAAGAACUUUACAAUAGAUUUGAUGUGGCUUCAGCGGGGCAACUGAGAAAUGUACGAGAGGUUUUCUUUCACACUCCACAAUGGCGCAGUGAGAUGCCUACAACGCUUGGUCAAAGGAAAGUGUAGAAAACUUUUAUUUUCUUUUUAAUUGAAAUGUGAUGAUGGGGACCUGAUUAUUGCUUAGGAUGUCAUCACCUUGAAAUCAUGAGGAAAAUGUCUGUUAGGUUGACUUAUUGUGUUUUUAUACUGUUUUUAUUGUGUAUUAUUUAUUAAUUGAAUGCUUUGGAAAAAACAUAUUUCCCUUUUCUACUUUUUUAAAGUUUCCCUUCUGUGUUUUAUGGACAGAGGAAUAUUUUACUGUACAGGCUGGUUUGAGAGUGCAUGUCUCCAAAGCCAUCUUUUCAAAAUUUUUGUCAGUUAUUUUUAAACAGUCAUAACUUUAGAAAGUGACCCCAUCCCUGGUGUUUGUUAUUCUUUGCAUUAUUUGGUAAACUUGUAGAAAGAUUAUGGAAUAUUUAAACAAACAAGCUAUUUUUUACAUAUUGUUAAAUAUGUAAAUUAAGAGACUUGUACUUUUUGUUUUACAUUUGAGUGUUGCAGUCAUUGUUUUAAAUGGUUGUAUCAUAUUCAUAUACAAUUGUAAUGGUUACACUAAUGGACAAAGUUCAUACCAAGGAUAAAUGUUUGUCACUAGUCAUUAAUGGUUGAUAGAUGCAUUCAAUGAUACAUAAUGACAACAAAAAUGGUCUUUCUGCAUUUUAUUCCUUUGUUCAUCAUCUGUGGAUGGAUCUAUGGACAACGUAUGGAAGAUAAUCAAUUUGAAUAAUAAGUGAUUAAUCAUGGGCUUCAUGUCUGUCUUCAUGGUUGGUUUUCAUUUAUACAUUUUCUUUGGGAGUGUUUUAAAUGUGUAUAACUGUCAAUUCAUUCAGGUCUGAUUUUAAUCUAGCAGUAAACUCAGCCAUCAAGAUAAUCUUGUCUAUAAACCAUCCACAAUAUGUGAAUCAUAUGUGUGGAUUCUUUAGUUGGAUCCAAUUUCACAGAAAGCAACUUGUCAGUUUACGUCCACUAUAGAACGACAAGCUUGAUGUAUGCUGUCUAAAGUUUUAAGUUCUUAUUAGAGAAAAAUGGGGGAAGUGUCAUUUGUUGGAAAGAGAAUCAUUUAUGUGGAUUUGACUGUAUAGUAUUAUUGCUUUUAACUUACUUCUCUUCUUCAGUUUGUAAUAAAAGGUUUUAGACAGUUGACAGUAAUGCAGUACAACGAAUUAGCCAUACAAUUGUAAAAGGUUUUUGUUCCCUUGUUUAAUGAAUCGAUGAAAACAGUACAACUCUUUUGCUCAGGCAGCAGAGGUUUUGUUGUGCUUGGUUGUAACAGGGAAACAGUGAAUGCACUGAAUAUUUAUGUCGGUAGGUUUGCCUACAAUGCAAUUGACAAAGUAUUAACAUUUAUAAUGGUUAGUUUAUUAGAUUAAAUUUCCUGUAUAGGAGUGAAAUUUGUUUUAUUUGAUCUGGACAGAGCUUUCAAAUUAAGUAUUACAGUUAUGCUAUGAGAAGUGAAUACAAAAUUAUAUGCAUUUCAAAAUAAACCCAUGUAAAUGAGAACAAUUGAAGAUACUCAUGCAACCUAACAAUGCAAAAUGAUCUAGGUACAGUACGUUUCAUGUGUGUUUUUCCACAUCUUGGUGUUUAAAAUGACACUCAGGUCUAAAAAUGAAAUGUUUAGGGAUUUUAUUUUCAGUAAAAUAUUAUAUGUGAACACUGUUCUUUUUUAUAUCAUGUGGUUGCUCUAUUCUCAAUAAAGCCAAUAAAUGUUUUAAGAAAGUUCA
Messenger RNA from Betta splendens (Siamese fighting fish), 4015 nucleotides. RefSeq names its product cyclin T1 (gene ccnt1). Bases 38 to 2125 code for a protein of 695 amino acids. NCBI's taxonomy places the organism in Eukaryota, Metazoa, Chordata, Actinopteri, Anabantiformes, Osphronemidae. The record is from RefSeq and is a predicted model, not a curated record. Gene Ontology annotation, biological process: positive regulation of DNA-templated transcription, elongation; regulation of transcription by RNA polymerase II. Gene Ontology annotation, molecular function: cyclin-dependent protein serine/threonine kinase activator activity. Gene Ontology annotation, cellular component: cyclin/CDK positive transcription elongation factor complex; nucleus. The transcript has 9 exons.